AUGAGUCGAUAUACCGAAGGUAGCAAUCCCAUGCCCAAACAAUGGGAUGAUUUCUUAUGGACAUUCGGGUCAAGGGGCUAUGACAGUCUCGUGAAAGCAGAAAGACGUAUACUUUCCAAUCCAUACUCAAGAGAAUUUGAGUCGCCGCAAAGUCUGAUCAACUCCGAUGCCUUCCCAAGCUACCAUGUACAUGAUCAGAUUGCACCUGCAUCGACAUUUAAGGGUCUGGCAUAUCUUGUGAACUAUGCUCGGUCGGAGCGAAAGCUUAGAGAACAUGAUAUGUCAAAUGAUACUGCUUCUAAGGACAGGGAGAAGAAAUCGGUAAUUCAACCUCCCACAAAAAUAGGUGAGGCGAAAUGCUUACCUACAGUGCUGUACUUCGGGAAAUUGGGCAAAGGGGUUCUUCGCGCUUUGACAGCUCAGGCGAGUAUCCACCCGUACGCAGACAACCUAAAAGAUCAAUUGAGCGUCAGUAAUUACAUGAACCAAUCCAGUUAUCCCCUCUCUCAGUACACCCAGUACCUUGAAAAUUAUACUCUUAGGGAGAUAUCACAGUACAUCUCAAGCUUUGCUGAAAAUCAGAGAAAGAUACAAGAACCGUAUCGUGAUAUUCUCAUAUCCAUGAAAGAUGAGAUAAGCAUGGAAGAACACCGAGAGCUAUUUCUUCAACGAUUCUACAAAUCGACUGAAGGGCCCAGGACGUUGACUAGAAUGCAAGAGUCUGUCGAGAAGCAUCCUAAGGAUGAUAUGUUCAGAUCAUACAACUCGCAAGGGCUUCGAGAUCGUUUCGGUACCUAUCUGACUGAAGAUAAAGAAGCUGCAGAACAUGGUAUGAAGUAUAUCUUCCAAUUGGCCUCCAAAAAGAGAGAAGAUCAGUUGAUUUCGGCUAUAGAAAAGCUCGCCAGACCCGAUGAGGAUGUAGGAAUUCAGAUGGAAUCCAAAAAGGAUGAAGCAAGGCGUAUGGAAGACUUCGUCAGUAACUUUGGUACCAAGCAGGGUAUGGGCAAGUUCGGUGCUAAUUUCCUCACAAGGCUGAAAACUUAUAUCGAAAGUCCAGAGUUCAAUCCCGAUGACUUCACAGACAAAGAUUCAGUGGCUAAACUGUUAAAAAAGGAUAAGUGGUCAUAUAUGCAAAGAAUUGCGUUGCAUAAACCAAAUCUUCAUCCCUCAGUCAUUGAUUGGGCUCAUUGGCUUGGUCGGACUCGGAUGGAAAGCGUAGAUCAAGAUCAGUCAGCUGUCCUUUCUGGUGGAGAAGCGGUUCCUUCUUCGUCUGCUGCUACCUCCCAAGCAGGUCACAAGCGGACUAGACAGUCGGCUACUCCUCCCGAAGACAAACGAAGCACCCAAAAGCAAAACUUUGGUCUAUCCGAUUUUACACCUGCCACGAGCUCUACUUCAAUAGCUGGACUCCAGUCUCUCGGCGAUGUAGACGAUGAGGCAUUGGAGAGACAUCGACUGAUGCUUUUCGGGAUAUUUGCUGAGGAUAUGGAUUAUCUGGACGAGUACGAAGAGGAAACGCCUCGAGCCGGUGUAAUAGACAGCGACCUUGCAAGAUUCUGGAGAGGGGACGACGAAGACUGUUUUCACGUUGAUGUAGACGAGGAUCUUGAGAAGAUUACGGCAAGGUCGCUAUUUCCCCUUCAUCACUGA
Molecule: messenger RNA, 1650 nt
Organism: Kwoniella botswanensis
Lineage: Eukaryota; Fungi; Basidiomycota; Tremellomycetes; Tremellales; Cryptococcaceae
Exons: 5
Coding region: 1-1650 (549 amino acids)
Source: RefSeq, a predicted model, not a curated record